Bolinopsis microptera is the source of this 1141-nucleotide messenger RNA. RefSeq lists its product as uncharacterized. The coding region runs from base 20 to 847 and encodes 275 amino acids. Lineage: Eukaryota; Metazoa; Ctenophora; Tentaculata; Lobata; Bolinopsidae. The transcript has 7 exons. The record is from RefSeq and is a predicted model, not a curated record.
CUAAAGCAAAGAAGCUAAAAUGAAUAUAGCAAUAGCUAUAAUAGUGGCAAUGGUGGCACGAGCUCAAUCGCUUACUUGUUGGAAAUGCCUGGACGAAAAUUUGAAAUCAGGGGUUAAAAAUGCCUGUACCAAAUACAGCGUUCAACAGUGUCCGACCGGAAAAGACGUGUGCGCAUCUCUUGCCACGACCUUCUAUGAGGGUAACAGGUUCAGCUAUAAGAAAAGUUAUAAAUGUAUGAAGGCGGCAGAUGUGUCAUCAGAAUUGGAUAAAUGUAGGGGAUUAAAAUCUGAAUUUGAAAAUGCUUUGGACGAUUUGAAGGAUUAUGCCUGUGCAAUUGAAACAUGCAACUAUGGCUUGUGUAACGAACUUAUCGUACCAGGGACUUGGAGCAAGAACGCUGGUAAAUAUCUGAGCGGCUACAGCGCAGGAAACGCCAAAUAUGACAGUCUUCUGAAGGCUCAGAGCGAAUGUCUCAAACGAUCCGACUGUGGAGGUAUCACAUACGAGACCGCAUCCAAAAAGUUCACUCUGCGAAAAGGAAUCGACCUCAAGGACAGUUCCUCGGGUGAAAUUUCCUGGAUGGCUAUCUCAAGCGAUGAUGAAGUGACUUGGAGCAAGAACGCUGGUAAAUAUCUGAGCGGCUACAGCGCAGGAACAGCCAAAUAUGACAGUCUUCUGAAGGCUCAGAGCGAAUGUCUCAAACGAUCCGACUGUGGAGGUAUCACAUACGAGACCGCAUCCAAAAAGUUCACUCUGCGAAAAGGAAUCGACCUCAAGGACAGUUCCUCGGGUGAAAUUUCCUGGAUGGCUAUCUCAAGCGAUGAUGAAGUCGAGAAGCGGGUUUGAAGACGGUAGACCGCGAGUUGUAAGAUAAUGUUCAACACCAGCUGUUUCCUGCAGACGCUUACUGCGUUCUUCUUAUCAGCCGGGGCUUCAUACUCAACAAAUAUGUUGUUUAUUAUGGUCAGUUAUGGUAAAAAUCAGGUCAAAACCUGCAUCAUAGUAGAGGGCUGAAAAAAUUUUUGGGGGCUCUCAAAGGUCUUUAAAACCGAAAAAACUUCGGAGCCCUAAAAUUCAGACUGGGAAAAUCGCCAAUUUGGCCACGCCCAUUUUUGGUACCAAAAUGUCCAGGCAAAAUUU